AUGGUGUGUCUUCUUCGGAGAGUUUCUGUGGUGGUUUUCUUCUUAGCAUUUUGGGGUUUUGCCCUGGGGGACAGGCUGCUGGUGGUCCCUCAGGAUGGAAGCCACUGGCUCAGCAUGAGGGACAUCGCAGAGCGUCUCGGUGAAAAAGGGCACGAGAUCGUGGUGGUGGUGCCCGAAGUCAAUCUGCUCCUCCAAGAGUCCAAGUACUACACAAGGAAAAUCCACCCAGUGCCCUAUGACCAGGAAGAGCUGGCAGCCCGUUACCGCUCCUUCGGGAAACACCACCUUUAUCCUCGCUGGCUGGUGACUGCCCCCAUGGUGGAGUAUAGCAACAACAUGAUUGUCAUCAAUAUGUACUUUACCAACUGCCAGAGUCUCCUGAGGCACGCAGACACCCUGCGCUUCCUCCGGGAGACCAAGUUCGAUGCCCUGUUCACAGACCCGGCCUUACCUUGCGGGGUGAUCCUGGCCGAGUACCUGAGCCUGCCCUCCGUCUACCUCUUCAGGGGCUUCCCCUGCACCCUGGAGAACACGUUCACCAGGACUCCGAGCCCCCUGUCAUACGUCCCCAGGUUCUACACUCAGUUCUCCGACCGGAUGACCUUCCUCCAGAGGGUGGGCAACUUCCUGGUGAACUACCUGGAGAACAUUCUGCUCUACUUGCUGUAUUCCAAGUAUGAAGACCUGGCGGGGGAGCUCCUUGGGAGGCAGGUGCACUUGCCGGCCUUGUAUCGGAAGGCCUCCAUUUGGCUGUUAAGAUAUGACUUUGUGUUCGAAGGAGACUUUGUGAUGGACUACCCCCGGCCAGUCAUGCCCAACAUGGUGUUCAUUGGGGGUAUCAACUGUGCCAACAGGAAGCCGUUAUCUCAGGAAUUUGAAGCCUAUGUAAAUGCUUCUGGAGAACAUGGAAUUGUGGUUUUCUCUUUGGGCUCAAUGGUCUCAGAGAUUCCGGAGCAGAAAGCUAUGGAAAUUGCUGAUGCUUUGGGCAAAAUACCUCAGACAGUCUUGUGGCGGUACACGGGGACUCCACCACCGAAUCUUGCAAAGAAUGUAAAACUUGUCAAGUGGCUGCCCCAAAAUGAUCUGCUUGGUCACCCAAAGACUCGGGCCUUUAUCACACAUUCCGGCUCCCAUGGCAUUUAUGAAGGAAUAUGCAAUGGCGUUCCCAUGGUGAUGAUGCCCUUGUUUGGUGAUCAGAUGGACAAUGCAAAGCGCAUGGAGACCCGGGGAGCUGGAGUGACCUUGAAUGUCCUGGAAAUGAGUUCAAAAGAUUUAGAAAAUGCCCUGAAAGCUGUCAUCAAUGAAAAAAGCUAUAAGGAAAACAUCAUGCGCCUGUCCAGACUUCACAAGGACCGCCCCAUAGAGCCUCUGGACCUGGCUGUGUUCUGGGUGGAGUUUGUGAUGAGGCACAAGGGGGCGCCCCACCUGCGCCCUGCAGCCCAUGACCUCACCUGGUACCAGUACCACUCUCUGGAUGUGAUUGGCUUCCUCCUGGCGGUCGCGCUGACAGUCAUCUUCAUCACCUUUAAGGCCUGUGCCUUCGCCUUCCGGAAGUGCUUUGGGAAGAAGGAGCAAGCGAAGAAAUCUCAUAAAUCCAAGACACACUGA
Molecule: messenger RNA, 1608 nt
Organism: Rangifer tarandus platyrhynchus (Svalbard reindeer)
Lineage: Eukaryota; Metazoa; Chordata; Mammalia; Artiodactyla; Cervidae
Source: the annotation of a GenBank genome assembly